Entrophospora candida is the source of this 372-nucleotide messenger RNA. The record is from the annotation of a GenBank genome assembly. Lineage: Eukaryota; Fungi; Glomeromycota; Glomeromycetes; Entrophosporales; Entrophosporaceae.
AUGGUUAUAUGCGCAGCUUUAGUGUUGGAAAAAAAAUUACAUGUGAUAUUUAUGGACGAAUAUGAGGAGACCCUAAUUAUUUUCGUCGGUAUUGAAAACAAUUGUGAUUCAUCGAUGUACUUUGGUGGUAGUGGUAAAUUGUACAAAGCUGAAUAUAUGGAUUGGGUUCUGCUGGUAGUUGUGUAUAAUUAUAAAGAAAAACAAGUUGGUUCUAGAUCAUACUUGGGAUCAGAAACCACCAUAAAAUCGGUGAAUAAUAAUACAUCAUUAUUUGCUUUUUUACCGCUUCCUAGUGAAUUAUUUACAUAUUAUUUAUCAUUUUCUACUUUAUUUGACCGAUUUCCAUGUCCAACUCAAUUUUCUUCUUGGUAA